Molecule: messenger RNA, 264 nt
Organism: Ilex paraguariensis (yerba mate)
Lineage: Eukaryota; Viridiplantae; Streptophyta; Magnoliopsida; Aquifoliales; Aquifoliaceae
Source: the annotation of a GenBank genome assembly
AUGUCUGUUGCUGAUAUGGAGUAUUGGGCUGAGAAAAAAGCCAAAAAGAAGGCAUAUGUUUGGUUUUUGAAGCAAAGUGCACGGCUUGAAGGAAAGAAACUCCCUCCAAAUCCAUAUCCUAGUGCCAUCAAAGAGAUACAGGCUAAAGAGAGGAACUUUGUUCGUGAUCGUUUCCACUAUCCCAAGAUACUUAAAAUUGGGCAAAAGAUGAAAGAAGAAAAGGCAACUGAGAUGCAAGAUAGAAUGAAGGGUGGUUCUUGGUAA